Messenger RNA from Zychaea mexicana, 931 nucleotides. RefSeq lists its product as uncharacterized. The record is from RefSeq and is a predicted model, not a curated record. The transcript is spliced from 4 exons. Bases 113 to 664 code for a protein of 183 amino acids. NCBI's taxonomy places the organism in Eukaryota, Fungi, Mucoromycota, Mucoromycetes, Mucorales, Lichtheimiaceae.
GACUUUAUCAAUCGUGUAUGGACCAUACUAGAUCAGGUUUUCGACGAUAUAAGGGUUGAAACAAGAAGUAUCAGCCACCUUCAUUGAUAACGAAGAUCGCGCAGUAACUGGAAUGGCCGCCAUUGCAGCCAAGGUGUCUUCUAUCAGACCUGAUCUUGUGUUAUUUCAAAAUGGAGUCGAGUAUGGAGUCGCAGAGUGUGGGAAAGGAGACGAUGAAGAGGUUGGGAAGAAAGAGAUCGUGGAGACUAGUCUGCAUUGUCCAAAAAUCAUGAAAAGCAUGUUUCUGCAUGCAGCGUCAAAAUGUGACAACGACGAGGGUGUGACUCGAGCAUUACAAAUAGUUGGAUUUUGUCAUUUUGAUCUUCGCAUGAAAGUUUUAGUAAUGGACAACGCUAAUGGCUACGUCUGCAGAAUCCGAUCAACACCACAAUACGAAAUAUCAACCAUUCCUUCACAAAUGUCAUCUGGUCUACUUCCUAUAUUAAAACUAACUCUUAGAUCCAAGUUGACCAUCCAAUCGUCUAUCAAGGUUGUCAAUGAUUAUUCUACACGUGAAGAAGAUAAUGAACCCGAUUUUCAAGCCAGUAUGGAUCAAAACAAGACACGUUUAGUACUCCCGCGACUUCAGAAAUCACCCAUUAAAAAACCAAAGAAAUCAGUCUAAAAAGCAUACAAGUAAUCAUCCAACGAAUCUUCUAGCACAUAUGUACCAAGUACCAUCAUCACCAACAUAACAACAGCCACUACCUUUUUACUUAUAGCAUACCCUCCGUUUAUAUUUUAUUUUUACCCAUAUCAAAUGUUUUUACCUAUAUCAAAUAGUUUCAAUCAUAUAAACACUUCUCUUGUAUACAUCACACUACUACAUUGCAUUUGUUUAUUAUUUUUAUGCCCUUUGCGUGAAAAAAAAGAUUGGCUAGUUCCCUGAUGU